AGUCAUGUUUUCCUACAAUGCUCCUCUAAUGGUAAACAUGUUAAUCACUCAAACUGUGUCCCACGUGGCAUCCCUAAGAUGGAUAUUUCAUUAUCAAUGUUUUGCAACGACACUAAGUCAACACACGAUCACGUGAUCUGACAGAGGACUCAAGGUAAGAUCUUGAUCAAUUCGUUUCACACAUUCGGUUUGAAGUUUCAUGUCGGUGGUUACUGCUGUUGUAACAUAUUUUACCUUUCUCGAAGCGGGUCUUUGUUAAAUUUACUUGAGAAAUGGGCUCACCCCUGGCUCUGACACUGGUCUACACCAACUUAUUCCUGACAACUCCUGUUCCGGGAACAACGGCAUCUCUCACCCAGUGCGUCUCCUCCUGCUACGCCAGCCCCAGCUGUGCUUCUUUCUUCUACAACUACGACGACAGCGUGUGCUACCACACCUACUUUCUCUAUUCCCUGGACAAAUAUGAAGAAAUGUUAUCAACGUCGGCUGCUGAUAUCAAGUACUUUGAAUGGACUCCGGCGUCCUGUGAUGCAUCACGUGGGUGGAGGUACCAUAAGGCAACACAACUGUGUUUCAAAUACCACACCCAAGGCCAGGUGUUCUCUGAUGCAGAGGAAACAUGCCAAAGCGAGAACUCUACAUUGCUUCGAGUUGACAGUCCAGACAGACAACACUUCAUACACAAUUUCGCCAACAUUCACGGCAAACACAUCAUGACCGGCGGCCGUAGGGUGAACGAGACUUGGUACUGGAACAAUGAAACCCCUCUAGGCUACGAAGCAUGGAAAGACGAUGAACCUAAAGAUGACAAAGACUGUAUGCUGGUGGAUAAGGACGAAGAAUCCUGGAAGAGUGAAAAGUGCGAUUCAAGCCAAGACUAUAUUUGUGAGAAGGCGAUUUCUGCUGGUGGAGAAUGUUCGUAGAAGUCGUGGCUCUCACGAUUAUGACCACCACCUGCCUUGUCCACUGCUGUGAUGGUCACACGGAAACCAGAAUCUACAUGUGCGUCAUAACUGUUAAUAAUGUCACCAAAUAAAUAGUGUGUGAGUUGGGUUUCAUGCAGUGUCAAUGUAAACAAGGACGAAAGCAAAGCUUAAACUGGUCGUAGCGAGCACAUUUGCUUGUAGAUCAGGGGUUAAAGUCAGGGCAUUACGGGAUGAAAUGAAUGAAACAUUAAAAGACCUAAAACUCA
Molecule: messenger RNA, 1192 nt
Organism: Haliotis rufescens (red abalone)
Lineage: Eukaryota; Metazoa; Mollusca; Gastropoda; Lepetellida; Haliotidae
Product: neurocan core protein-like
Exons: 3
Coding region: 273-923 (216 amino acids)
Source: RefSeq, a predicted model, not a curated record